Orcinus orca (killer whale) is the source of this 6960-nucleotide messenger RNA. RefSeq names its product cilia- and flagella-associated protein 251-like. The record is from RefSeq and is a predicted model, not a curated record. The transcript has 7 exons. The coding region runs from base 6170 to 6760 and encodes 196 amino acids. Lineage: Eukaryota; Metazoa; Chordata; Mammalia; Artiodactyla; Delphinidae.
GGCGGAACCAGUUGUGUGCCGGGCCUCGGGCCCGCCCAGCGGCAGCCGGAAGUGCUUCAGACCCCGCGCUGUCCGCAGUGGCCGGCAGUCUCCAGGGUUCUUGGACGGUCGGAGCUAUGGCGUCCCGACAUGCGGCGGGCCGCUGUUUGCCUACUCCUCAUCAGGACCCUGCCGUUGGAGGGCGACGACCCCCAUCCCAGCUGGAAAUUCCACUUUGGCUUCUAACCUCUCCUCGCCUGAUGUUCCUGACGUCGUUCUGGACUUCUUUGAUUGCAAAAACUAUGCAAAUGAAAGUGGUCCAGAAGGUUUUGGACAGGAUGCUGAUGGGAUAUGGUAUCCAUCUGACUCCACAUAUUGGAGGUAAAUUCAUGUGUAGACACCUGGGGUUUUUCUGUUGAGGAGAGCUGAAACACAGGAAGGCAGCCCACCACUUCGCAAGCAGAAGCCUUGGGAACUUUGUCCUGUUCAGGUUCAAAGAGGAGCUUUAUUUUCCCUCAAGAAGGAAGGGGCAGUGAGAAGAGGAGGAGGAGGAGCGAGGGAAAGCUAGCAAAGCAGCUUCCCUCUGGGCAAGAGAACUGGAAGCCACAGUGUUGUGAAAAGCAGCUGCCUGAGGGCGUCGCCCAGCCCAGCACCUCCUAUGACACAGGCACUCCCAUAUCGUGGAGUGAAGGAAUAAAUGAGACAUUUUUUAUUCUUCCUCCCUUCGCCUUUCCUUUGAACCCUGAACCUGUGAUAGACACUAGGGAGAGAGAGACGUUGGAGCAGUGAAGUUCAAAGAGGAAGGGAAGUGGUUACCCGCACAACUUUUCUUGCCUUCCUGAGCUCAUCAGAGAGGACAGUGGUAGGUUAUGGAGCUGAGGUCAUCACUGCAAAGAUGGGAUUUAGGCACCUUAUCUGGAGGCUUCUUGUCUUAGUUCUGGCCACUAUAGCAAAUAUCCCAUAGACUGAGUGGCAACAACAGAAAUUUAUUUCUUAUCUUCUGGAGGCUGGGAAGUCCAAAACCAAGGUGCUGGGCAUUUUGGUUUCCGGUGAGAGCGCUCUUCCUGGCUUGCUGAUGACUGCCUUCUGGCUGUGUGCUCACACUGUGGAAAGAGAGAGAGUUCUGGCAUCUCUUCCUCUUCUUGUAAGGGCACUAAUCCCAUCAUGGGGAGCCCCCCCCCAUGACCUCACCUGAGCCUAAUUACCUCCCAGAUACCAUCACACUGUUAGGCUUUCAACAUGGAUUUUGGAGGGUACACAAACAUGCAGUCCGUAACACAUGUUUUUUUAAUUUAUUUUAGUUUUUGGCUGUGUUUGGUCUUCGUUUCCUGCGCGUGGGCUGUCUGCGGUUGUGGCGAACGGGGGCUACUCUCCAUUGAGGUGCGCGGGCUUCUCACUGCAGUGGCUUCUCUUGUUGCGGAGCCCGGGCUCUAGGCGCAUGGGCUCCGGUAGUUGUGGCACACGGAUUCAGUCGUUGUGGCUCGCGGGCUCUAGAUCACAGGCUCAGUAGUUGUGGUGCACGGGCUUAGUUGCUCCACGGCAUGUGGGACCUUCCCGGACCAGGGCUCAAACCCGUGUCCCCUGCAUUGGCAGGCGGAUUCGUAACCACUGCACCACCAGGGAAGCCCAGUCCGUAACACUUGGAAUUUUCCUGUUAGAGAUGUAUGGAUACUUUAGCUAAGUUUGCACACUGAUCACUGCUAGCAUAUAAGGCGGCCCCUCUGGGCAGAUAAGUAGAACAAGUUUCCCUUCUUCUGGGCUGCAUUUCUGUGCCAGGACACAUGGCUUGAUGAGGGGAAUGUGGACUGCAUUUCAGCUCCCGUUUGCUCUUUUAGCUGGGAGCCCUUGGACAGGGCUCUGUGCUGGCCCUUUAGGGUCCUCAGGAUUCCACCGAAAGGGAUGGAAUUGCCUGAGUGGCACUGAAUGGUCUAGAAUGAGAAGUACGACCCUGGGAUUGGUGGGGUCCCUGGCUCCCCGGCCCUGCUGGGUUUUGUUAACUGUCUUACACAGCUUCCAUUCUCUAAAGGCAUGUGAGGGGUGCAAAAGGUUGUAAUAAAGGACUGUGUUUAUAGGAACCCCUGUCCCUACAUAGCACAUUGCUGGGGCUUGUUCAGAGUAACCCUAAAUGCUGGAGUCUGGGAUUUGCCCUAACACAGAGACCCAUUUACUUCUCAGUUGUCAUUCAGACAAUUAUUCCCAGUAGAACUUUGCUUUCUGAAGCAUUAGGCUUGGAGUAACACAUUUCUGUCUUUGCAGCUCAGCUUCUGGGCAGUUAUCCUUCAGGGAAGCCAGCAGGUUGAAUCACAAGAGUCACACAGGUUUCUAUAGCAGCAGUGUGAUGUAAUACACAGAGAAUAAUAUGGCCUAGCUGUAGAGCUGGUUAAAGACAGCUUUGAGCCAAUAGAAAAUAAAAACUUCUUUGUGCACGGUGCCUUACAGUUCACUAUAUGGACCUGGGGUUCUGAGAAAAAAGGAACACACUCAAACGCAUGCUCACACAUUCACUCACACUUACACAUUAAAUCUGUAACGCAUAUAAGCAUUCUCACACAUUCACUUACACAAACACUCACAUGCUGACCCAUUCACGCACAAAUAUAGUUACACAUGCUCUUAACAUUUUCACAUCAACAUGUUCACACACGUGGACAUGCUCACCCAUUUUUCACACAGGAACAUGCUGGUGCAUUCACACGUAGACUCCUACACUCGCAUUCACUCACACGUGAACAUGCUCGCACACGGACGUACCUGCAUAGCUACUGAAACAAAUGUGCUAAAACGCAUACACACUCACAGAUCACUGACACGUGAACAGGUUCACACGUUCACACAAAUGAACAUGCUCACACGUACGUGCAUAUUAACUCAGUCACACACAGGAAUGUGCUCACACCCUGACAGACACAAUGUCAUCCACUCACAAACUGAUAGUCACUCGCACACAGACAUGCUCACGUACACUCAUACUCACACAUCCACUCACACACAUAAAAUCAUACGUUCAUUCACACUUGCACAUGAACAUACACCUAUCGACUCACAGUCAUUCCCACACGAACACACACAUUCAGUCACCCAUAGGAGCACAUUCUCACACUCCUUCACACGAAUGAGCACAGUCACAUUAACAUGCGUAUAUGCGCAAACAUGCUCACACAUUAACUCACACGUAGAUGCACUCAUGUCCAAUCACAGGACACUCACACUUUCAUGCAAACUAAGAUGUUAACAUUGUCACCAACAUGAACGUGUUCUCACACACAAAACUGCUCCUCCAUUUACUCACACACGAAAAUGUUCAUAUGUUAAUCCACACAUGAAUACAGUCACACAGUCACAUUCUGAAUGUACACAUAUUAACACACAUUUCAGUACAAUUACACAUAUACUAACAUGUUCAUUCCACAGAUACCCAUAUUCACACAUUCACUGAAUGAACAUAUUCACACUUUAACAUACUCAAACACAGAAAACCUUACACACUUAUUGACACAAAGGAAAAUGUUCACAUAAAUGCACAUCCUUAUAUUCGAUCACACACACAAAGCUGCUCAGACACUCAUGAGCACAAGCAGACAUUAACAUGAUCAAACAAACAUAUUGACAUAUUCACUCACAUGAACUUGCUCAGAGAUUAAUUCGCAUAUACAGACACACCCCACAUACACUUACAACUUCACUUAAAAUUAUACAUCGUGCUCACAUACAUAAACUUGCUUACACAUUCAGUUGCACACAGGAAAAAUAAUUAUACAUCAAUACCUUCACACACACCAGCUUUUUCAUACCUUAAUUAGUUCAUGUGAAUAUGCUCCCUUACAUGCACAUGCUCACACACCUAGAUAUGAAUGAGCACACAAAUUCAUUUAAACACACACAAAAACUUUCACACUUGCACAUUAACAUGCCCAAAACACAAACGUGUUCAGACUUUCAUUUACAUAUGUUCAUGCUCAAACACACAAGUAUAUUCAGACAUUCACCCACACAUAAACAUACCUAAACAUUAACAUUCCCAGACACACAAACGUGCUCACGUUAUCUCACUAACAAGUGGACACUCCCACUUUCACUCACAUUCGCACAUAAACACACACACACAUUCUCAUGGACUUACAUACGGACAUGACUGCACACUCACACACAGUCACUCCCUACGGGCACUCACACACAUUCACACAUGGACAUGCUUUCACCUUUAUUUAAAAAAUAACAUUCACACAUACACAUCACUCAUGCAUGAACAAGUUCACACACAUGAACACGUUCACAUAUUCACACAGCUACGUGCUCAUAAACACACAUGCUCUCAUGUUUAUUUAAAAAACAGCAUUCACGCACACCCCAAAAACACUCAUGCACAGACAUGGACAUGAUCAGACUUUCACAUAUAGACAGGAUCAUAUUCACACACACAAUCUCUCACAUUCAAACUCACAUACACUCACAUACUCACAGUUGCACAUAGACAUGCUCACAUUAUCACUUCCACACAAAUGAAUGCACUUUUAAUCACAAACAUAAUCACAUUGACUCACAGAAAAGAAUACACACAUUAACAUGCCCCUACACAAAAGUAUGUUUACAUAUUCAUUAACACACACAUGUUCCUGUAUUCACUUAAACUUGCAUUUAAUAAUAUGCCCCAUAUAUAUGUGUGUGUGUGUGUGUGUGUGUGUGUGUAUAUAUAUAUAUAUAUAUGCUCAUGCAUUUACUGACAUAAACAUUUUUGUACAUUUACUCCGACACAAAUGUACAAAAAGACAAAUACAAAGCAUGCAUUCACUCACAUUCCUGAACAUACCUGAUAUGCUUCUACAUUCAUUCAAACACGGGAACAUGAUCACAUGUAUAUACUUACACAGUCAUUUGCACACAAACAUGAACAUGUUCACAUAUGCACACAGUGAACCUGCUCAUAAACUCACAGGUACCCUCAUUAACACAGUCAUGUACAUGCAUCUGAUCAACAUUCUCACAUACACAUACACUCAUGCAUUGACUCAGAAAUAGAUGCACACAUUAACAAGCUCACAAAAAUGAAUACGGUUACACAUUCACUCACAGAUGAACAUGCUACCAUCAUGCACAUGCUUACAAAUUCACUCAUACACGUGAACACACAGAAACACACAUUACCACACUGACAUGUGAACAGGCUCCAUUCACUCUUAAACACAGACAUGAUCACAUACAUCCACAAGUUACACAUUCACUCAUAUGAACGUGCUCACAGACUUACUCCCAUUCCUAGAUAGACUGACAUAUGCACACAUUCGUUCCAAUACAAAUAUACUCAAUUUAACGUGGUUAUGCAUUCACUCACCCACCUGAAUAUGCCUCACGUAUAUGGUGUCACUCAUACAUUUACUUACGUGCAUCAGCCUACUCAUCCUUAACAUGUUCACACCCUCACAUGCACAAACACUAACCUGUUAAAAUGUCCAAAUUCUUUUUUUCUCUCUCUACUGGUAGGUUUUUUACUAUUGCUGACAUAUUAACUAUACAGUUUUUAAUGACUCUGCCCCUAUUGGCACCAGCCACCUCCAGAUGGAAAUCAGGGAACAAUUCACCCUGUGCAGCAGAGUGCCUCUAUAUGGGGACAUUUUAGUUUUGCUGGCAGUGGUAAAAUUAAAAGUAUCGGAUAUGCUUGGACUUAAAGGGUAAUUGGGGACUCCAACGUCCUGGAAGGAAAGGGGGGAAGGUCUCAAACUCUAGAAGCUGGGUCUUGAAACUUCAUUGAAUCGCAGGCAUGUCAAUCCUCGCCUUUCAGCCAAUGAGUUUAGAGCUCCCUAUGCGGGGUGGGGGGAGGGAUGGGGGGGAAGCAGUUCUCUGUUUACCCUUCGAAGUUGUGGCUCCCGUCAACUGCCUAUCAGAUUCUUUCCCGCCUUGUCCAACGGCCUCCCAGGCACAGUUAUGGUUGGCUGCUCCUCGGGCCCCUCCCCCCGACCCUUCCUGUCACGAGUCCUCCAAAGGCCACCAUCACAGACUGUUCCGCUGUCUGCCGCCAUCUUCUCUCCUCCCACCACCCCCACCCCCUUCACCCGCCCCGUCCCAGCAGGCUCUGCUGCCAGCAGCGACGCUUAGCUCGGCAGCAGCCAUUUUUGCCAACUAGGUCUAGCAGCCGGAUCGCUUCUCUGGUUGAGGCACGGACUGGUGCAUCUUUCCUGCCAUCUCUGCCACAGAAAUGCAGGGCUCAGCCACAGGUGGUCAGAACAGAGCAGGCAGUGGCAUGGCCAGCAUCCCUGGCCCAGUCCCAGGAGGAGCGGUGCGGGAAGAACGGCGUGGCAGGGGUCGCAGUGUCGCCGCCCAUAGGGAUUUACAGGCGGUAGUGCGAGCCCUUUGGGAAGAGCAGGGCGCCCAGCCCAUAGUCCAGGAGGACUGGGGUGUAAAGCUGGUAGAAGAGCAGGAAGAGGCAGAAGAGGAGGAGGAGGAAGUGGAGGAGGCUGAAGAGGACGAGGAGAAGAAAGAAGAGGCGGAGGAGGGAGACAGAGACAAGGAAGAGGACAAGAAUUAUGUGGACAAAGAGGAGGAGGAGGAGGACGAUCCUCCCGAGGGCAGAGAACUAGAUUCUGCUGCUGAUGUUAAAUCGGGAAAUGUUGUCCACCACCUUGUGAUGCCAAAGUCCGUAUCAUUCGACACUAAAGAAGAGAGUGAACAUCGGUAUGAAAAUGCUGAUGAAGAGGAAGAGGAUGGAAAUGAGAAACCAGAAGAAGGACCCAAGCUGGAUAUGGUCUCAGCAGAGGGCAGCUCUGGAGAAUACAGUUGGAAGGCAUAAAAAGAAGUGGACAGCGAAAGAAAAGAAGAAUUUGUUCUUCACGGAUAUUCUAGUUUUCAUUAGCCCACAAUACAAAUGUUGUUUCAAAAUUCAACAUCCCAAAAUGAUAUUAACUGACAUCUGACUUUAUUCUUACCGUUGACAGAUAAAUUUGACAGUAUUGUUCACAUUGAAAAUAAAAGCUUGUUUGACAUGAAUAA